UAGCAGCAAGCUUCUUCUUCUGCACACUGUGUAUUGAUUGGCUAACCAGAGGUCCAGAGCUCUCUCUCUCUCUCUCUCUAUCUAGGGUAAUGGCUCUCCAUCUCUCUGCUUCGUCACUCAUCUUCCUUGUCUCUUUCUUCUUGCUUCUCUCCAAUGGUUUCUCAUCCUCUUCCUCUCGCCGUAGCAUCCACCAUCGUCGCCACCUCCACAACCACAAUUACAAAGACGCUCUCGCAAAGUCUAUUCUCUUCUUCGAAGGUCAAAGAUCUGGAAAGCUUCCUCCAAAACAGAGGAUGACUUGGAGGAGUAACUCUGGUCUCUCUGACGGCUCUGCUCUCAACGUGGAUUUGGUGGGAGGAUACUACGAUGCAGGGGACAAUAUGAAGUUUGGUUUUCCAAUGGCAUUCACAACCACAAUGCUCUCAUGGAGUUUAAUUGAGUUUGGUGGUCUCAUGAAAUCUGAGUUACCAAACGCUAAAGACGCAGUUCGUUGGGCCACUGACUUUCUCCUCAAAGCCACAUCGCAUCCUGAUACUAUUUAUGUUCAGGUUGGUGAUCCUAACAUGGACCAUGCUUGUUGGGAGAGGCCAGAAGACAUGGAUACACCAAGAAGUGUGUUUAAAGUCGACAAGAACAAUCCUGGUUCUGAUAUAGCCGGUGAAACCGCUGCCGCUCUUGCCGCUGCGUCGAUUGUUUUCCGGAAACGUGACCCUUCUUACUCCAAUAUCCUCCUCCAUCGAGCCAUUACGGUUUUUGCAUUUGCGGACAAAUACAGAGGACCCUACAGUGCAGGUCUGGCUCCAGAAGUUUGUCCAUUCUACUGUUCUUACUCUGGAUAUCAGGAUGAAUUGUUAUGGGGAGCUGCUUGGUUACACAAAGCAACAAAUAACCCAACAUAUCUCAAUUACAUCAAAGCUAAUGGUCAAAUCCUUGGAGCUGAUGAGUUUGAUAACAUGUUUAGCUGGGAUAAUAAGCACGUUGGUGCUAGGAUUCUUCUCUCCAAGGAGUUUCUGAUUAAGAAAGUGAAGUCACUUGGAGAAUACAAAGAGCAUGCUGAUAGUUUCAUUUGCUCUGUUCUACCAGGAGCCUCCUCUUCCCAAUACACCCCAGGUGGGCUAUUGUUCAAGUUGGGUGAGAGCAACAUGCAAUACGUGACAGAUCUAAUUUCGCGUUUACGUAAUUUUUAUGGGAAACGAUCAAUUUAA
Messenger RNA from Camelina sativa (false flax), 1205 nucleotides. Lineage: Eukaryota; Viridiplantae; Streptophyta; Magnoliopsida; Brassicales; Brassicaceae. The record is from RefSeq and is a predicted model, not a curated record.